UCAUGAUCAUGAUUCUAAUAUUGCUGCGCCUACUGCUCCUAAACCUCCUUAAUUCCCUUGUUCUUUUCUUCAUUUUUCUAAUAGUUUCCAAUCCAACCGUUUGUCAUAUUUUUCACUUCACUCUUCUCCCUUCUCUUUUCCGAUGGAGAGGACACAUCUUAAAUUUUUUAACCAAGCGUAGCUUCAUUUUGGAUCAUUCAGAUGUUGAGCGAGAAGUGGAUUAUAUUAGCGAGUUACCUGAUUGUAUCCUGUCUGACAUCCAAUCAAUGAUCUCCAUGAAAGAUAUGAUGAACACCAGCAUACUUUCAAAAAGGUGGUGCAACCUCUGGCAUCUUAGGAGAGAUCUACAAUUUGAUGUGCGCAAUGUCUUUGGAAGUAAAGAGCAAGUGCUAAAAGAAGGAUAUUUGGUUAUUGAGAAAAAGGAUCAUGAAAAAUUAAAACGCAGAGCUUCGGAUGAGUGCAGGGAUGAAUUCGUAAGACGAGUAGAUCAAUUUGUCAAGAAUUUUAAAGGGACGGAGAUUGAUUCUUUCAUGGUGGAGUUCUGUUUAAAUGACGAACAUAGCAAAAGCAUUGAUGAAUGGAUCAGGUUUGCAAUCACAAGAGGAGUUGGAAGAAUCGAUUUACUCUUAUAUGCUCAAAAAAAAUCUUCCUACCAUCAUUACAAUGAGGACAAUGAGGACUCAGGUUACAAGUUCCCCUUUGGUUUAUCUUUUGAUCAGUGUGAUAAGUACUCAACAACACUAAAGUAUAUGCAUCUGAGAUUUUGUUGCCUUGUUUAUCAUCCAACAAACUUUGACAUUUUUCCGUUCACAAACUUGAGAUCUCUUAAACUUGUAAAGUCAGUGGUGGAUGUAAACAUGCUCACAGCCCUGCUAUCUAAUUGUCUUCUAUUUGAAGAGCUCAGCUUAUUUACGUGUGUGUUAAGAUCAAAUUCAUCUACCUUAAAGAUAGAAAGCUCAUCCUUGUGCCAUUUGAAGCUGGAUCAUUGCUUUGGAAAUGAAAAUGAGUCUUUAGAACUCAUUUCUUUGGAUUGCCCAAAACUCACCUCCUUUUAUUACUACCCAACUCGUCAUUCAGAUAGCAUAUUAUCAAUGAAUACUCCAAUUCUAAAGACCAUUUACUAUUUUGAUUGGCAUGACAAAUUAGAUGAAAUGUUUGCCUUGCUCGCCACUUUGACUAAGCUUGAGAUUCUCAAUUUAUAUUACUUUGGCCACUAUAAUCCUUACAUCUGUCUUGAGCAGGAAGGAAGAGUAUUGCAAAAUCUCAGAGAAUUAAACUUGAGUGUUGAUGCGUCAAGUGACUUUGAUACUUCGUGGAUUUUUAUCAUCCUUCAAGGUUCUCCAUCUCUGCAGAAACUUUCAGUCAUGAUAACAUAUCCAGUCUUUCAUAAAAAUGAAAGAGAUAGUCAAUAUCUCUUUGAUAUUCAAGAUCUAGGAAUGUUCUCUGACGUAAUGUUCUCUCAUGAUGAAAUCAAAGUUAUUGAACUUGGAGGAUGUGUGGGAAACCGGUAUGAAAUUGAGUUCGCCAUGAAUGCUUUGAAAUAUAUCCACAGUCUUGAGCGAAUAGUUCUGAGUCCUGAUUGGAUAGAUAAAUAUAGUAGAAGUAAGUAUAGUAAUAUUUGGACAUGCGAUCCAACAUGGUCUCAAAAUGGGCGUGAAAUAAUUCUUGAAAAACUUCGAGCGGAAGGGAUUGAACUAGAUAAACUUGUACUCAAAUGAGAGUAUAUAACUUUUGGAUUCUUUGUUUUAUCAUUAUUUGAUAAAAUCACAUUAUAAACAAUGCUGAUGAUUUUAU
Messenger RNA from Lotus japonicus, 1794 nucleotides. RefSeq names its product F-box/FBD/LRR-repeat protein At1g13570-like. The record is from RefSeq and is a predicted model, not a curated record. The coding region runs from base 3 to 1718 and encodes 571 amino acids. Gene Ontology annotation, molecular function: protein binding. The transcript is spliced from 4 exons. Lineage: Eukaryota; Viridiplantae; Streptophyta; Magnoliopsida; Fabales; Fabaceae.